GUUCGAAUAGUGUAACUUUCACAGCUAAUAAAUGAAAAUCGUCUUUCAAGUUAUCAAAUAAUUAAAUAUUUUAUAACAAGAGUUUUUUAUUUUAUAACGUUUCCUAUAUAGAACAAAUACACACCUAUUAUACACACAUGCAAGGAUGUCAUGGAUAAUUAAGCUCCUUAAUCUACUAGCAAUCUUUGGUAUUUCUCAUGCGAUUAAAUGGAAAUCGGAAAGCAGUGAAGAUCAGUGCGAGACAGCAAUCAGAGAAGUCAUUAGAGAUGAUCGAGCUAUUGUAGAAGAUGAUAGUUUAACUAGGCUGCAUUACACAUGGUCAUCUCAAGAAUGUGAAGUACGUGCUGGCCCAGAAUAUAUCAUUCGAAAGUACACAUUUUUCGAAAACGGGACAUUUUUAUUACUACGCUAUCAUUAUGCCGAAGAAUCUUGUAGCAUAGCAACUCACACAGUAGUUGGACGUGGAUCCAUUCAAUUGGGUUUACCGUCAACGCUAAUACCUGGUGCAACUGAAACCAAAUUUCACAUAGACGUGGUUCACAUAGUCCCAUUAAAUCGUCAGAUCGCGAAUAAAUUUGGACAUAGAUUAAAUGUCACUUGUAGUUUCCAACCAAAAUGGCGUCCUUACGUAGCACAACCAAUUUAUGAACGGCUUCAUCCUCAAUUUGAAUCUGCUUCGUGGUACAGUCCAAGAUAUAAUUCUCUUCAAAAUUAUCCUUCCUCGAAAAAAGGAAAAGCGAUUGAUUGUUUGGAAAAACUUGGAAUCGAAUUCGACGAAUUGAGUAUACUAAGAGUGCAAAAAAGAGCACUCGAUCAGAGAUACAUCGUACCUAGUUCGAUUUAUAAAUCAAAAGUCGAAUUGGCGCUUGCUAAUGUACCACCAAAUAUACAGUCUCGAUGGAUUCAUCAACCUACGUCGUUACAAUCUACAAUGUUAAUUCGUAUGGAUACCAUUAGCGAUUGUCCAAUAUGCGGCAGUAUAUCUCGAGGAACGGAAUAUAAUCCUCCACUGUUACACGAAAUAGCACCACUUCCAGCGUUACUUGGUGGUUCCUGGAUAAGUUUCCAAUGUGAAAGUGUCAAAGGCGGUUUAUGGUCCCGACGACACAUGAAAAUAUAUUCCGGUGAUAAAUUAUGGACUGGUCGUUGGGAUUAUUACUUGGAUCCACGAUGUACUAUAUUUUCUUACUCGAUCACUGCAGCAGGAAGUUACGUGCAACGUGCUGGAGGAUAUAAACGUGAUAUGGAUAAUACGAAACUAUUCCAAUCAUCUUGGAAUCCAUUAACAGACAAAUUAAUGUCUAGAUCAAGAAGAAGUAUGGACGACGCGUAUCGUCAUCUUUUUCGAAACGCUCGACCUUCGAUGGUUGAAUCAUUUGCUGCAAUGCUCAAGGGUAAUCAAAAGCACGAAGUGAUUGCAACAAGUGCAGAGACAUCCCCAAGCACACCCUGUGGUACUACGGAAUUGGAUCUUCACGUAGCCGAGAGUGUUCUCAUCCCAGGAGAUACGUUAAUAGUUGAUCGAUGUGCUGGCAAAGAGCCAGGCAAACCACUUACCUUAUGGCCUAAUAAUUGCGUUCCUCUGGCCAUAGAAGCACCAUCCACGCUUCGAUUAAGAGCUAAAGUUGGAGUUAGUUGGUCUGGUCAAUACAUCUUACGAUUAGGUCCGAGAGAUAACGAUAUUUGGGAUAUGCCACUUCGUCAAUGUGGACAAACUAAUUCGCGCAAUCCUAAACUUAGAAUAUAUCUUCGAAAAAGUUUAGGACUUAAAUAUGGACUUUCGUCUUUGGCAGUGUCAACCAAUCAGACAUCUCUCGAAAUGAUUAUAAUUAUGUUUCUUUGUUCAUUACUUGUUCCGAAUAAGCUAAAUAUUGUUCUUAUGGACAGUAUUCUAUUAUAAUCUAAUUAUAUAGUUUGAAAUGUUUGUUAAAUGAAAUGUUUAUCGUACCUAUCGAUACGAAUAUGUAAAUAUAGUACACGAGUACUUGAAAAAAUCAUUUUACUCGUUUGUUGGAUCAAGAUUAAAAGAAAUAUUUA
Polistes canadensis is the source of this 2037-nucleotide messenger RNA. Its product is annotated as protein APCDD1-like. Lineage: Eukaryota; Metazoa; Arthropoda; Insecta; Hymenoptera; Vespidae. Gene Ontology annotation, molecular function: Wnt-protein binding. Gene Ontology annotation, biological process: negative regulation of Wnt signaling pathway. The record is from RefSeq and is a predicted model, not a curated record. The transcript has 5 exons. Bases 146 to 1900 code for a protein of 584 amino acids. Gene Ontology annotation, cellular component: plasma membrane.